AUGUUAUUUUCAGAGAGAAAUAAAAGUGGAGUGACUUUCACCCUUCUGGGCUUCUCAGAUUACCCGGAACUGCAGGUCCCCCUCUUCUUGGUUUUUCUGGCCACCUACAGUGUCACUGUUGUAGGGAAUCUUGGGAUGAUUGUCAUCAUCAAAAUUAACCCCACACUGCACAUCCCCAUGUACUUUUUCCUCAGCCACCUCUCAUUUGUUGAUUUCUGCUAUUCCUCCAUCGUUGCUCCCAACAUGCUGAUGAACCUCGUUGUAGAAGACAGGACCAUUUCAUUUUUAGGAUGUGUAGUGCAAUUCUUUUUCUUUUGUACCUUUGUGGUGACUGAAUCCUUUUUAUUAGCUGUAAUGGCUUAUGACCGCUUUGUGGCCAUUUGUAACCCUUUGCUCUACACAGUUGCAAUGUCCCAGAGACUCUGUGCCAUGCUGGUUGUUGGAUCAUAUGCAUGGGGUGUAGCAUGUUCCUUGAUACUCACAUGCUCCACUUUAAAAUUGUCCUUUUGUGGUUUCAACACAAUUCAUCACUUCUUCUGUGAGUUCUCCUCACUUCUUUCUCUUUCUUGCUCUGAUACUUACCUCAACCAGUUGCUGCUUUUCAUCUUUGCCACUUUUAAUGAGGUGACUACAUUACUCAUCAUUCUCACGUCUUAUGUGUUUAUCGUUGUCACCAUCUUGAAAAUGCAUUCAGCCAGUGGGCGCCGUAAGGCAUUUUCUACCUGUGCCUCUCAUCUGACAGCUAUUGCCAUCUUCCAUGGAACCAUUCUCUUCCUCUACUGUGUGCCCAACUCCAAAAACUCCAGGCAUACCAUCAAGGUAGCCUCUGUGUUUUACACAGUCGUGAUCCCUAUGUUGAAUCCCUUGAUCUACAGUCUGAGGAAUAAGGACGUCAAGAAUACAGUCAGCAAGAUACUAGGCCCUAAAGUCAUUUCUCAUUGA
Molecule: messenger RNA, 942 nt
Organism: Orycteropus afer afer
Lineage: Eukaryota; Metazoa; Chordata; Mammalia; Tubulidentata; Orycteropodidae
Product: olfactory receptor 5D18
Exons: 1
Coding region: 1-942 (313 amino acids)
Biological process (GO): G protein-coupled receptor signaling pathway; sensory perception of smell
Cellular component (GO): membrane
Molecular function (GO): olfactory receptor activity; odorant binding; G protein-coupled receptor activity
Source: RefSeq, a predicted model, not a curated record